AUGGUGGGUAAACAUCUCGUCACCAAGCAGACUCCCAAGGAAGGCGUCAAGGUGGAAAAGGUGAUGGUGGCUAAAGGUGUGACAAUCAAACGAGAAGCAUACGUGGCAGUGCUCAUGGACAGACAAUCGAAUGGCCCAGUAGUGGUCGCAUCUCCGGCCGGAGGAAUGGACAUUGAAGAUGUUGCCAAAAAGACGCCGGAAUUGAUAUUCAAGGAACCGAUCGAUAUCGAGAAAGGUAUAACUGAUGCGCAGGCUAUGAAAAUCGCAGGAAAAGUUGGAUUCAGUGAAAGCCUUGUGAAAGAUGUAAGCCAAUUAAUUUUGAAAUAUUUUUUCUCUUGC
Molecule: messenger RNA, 339 nt
Organism: Ostertagia ostertagi
Lineage: Eukaryota; Metazoa; Nematoda; Chromadorea; Rhabditida; Trichostrongylidae
Source: the annotation of a GenBank genome assembly